AUGUCUCACCAAGAUGCUCGCACCAAUGUGCUUUUUGUCUGCCUAGGAAACAUCUGUACGUCAUGCGCCACGACCAUUACGAGUCUCUCGUCGCUAACCCCUCCAGGUCGCUCUCCAAUGGCUGAAGGUGUAUUCCGGGACUUGGCAGCUACCCACCCCUCUAUCGGAGAGAUCGACUCGGCCGGCACAGCCGCCUACCACAGCCUCGAACCCCCCGACUCCCGCACCAUGUCCACUUUGCGCCGUCACGAGAUCACCGAGUAUGAACAUGCGGCUCGCAAAGUGACCCGGGAGGACUUCCUCACUUUCGACUACCUGCUUGCCAUGGACAAGUCUAAUCUGCGCGAAUUGCUGGACACUCGCGACUCUGUCAUCGCAACACUGCAGAGGAAGACCGAUAACAAGCCAAGCUCAAAGAGUACCCGCUCCCAUGUGGACGCUGCAAUUGGCGCCUACAGUCCUGAUACCAAGGUUGCUGAUGUCCGCUUGUUUGGUGACUUUGGCAAGGGUGGUAAGCUGACGGACCGUGUUGGGGGAGGCGAGGUGGUGAAAGAUCCCUACUAUGGAGGUACCAAUGGCUUCGAGGAAGUAUACCAGCAAGCUGUGAGAUUCUCCCGGAACUUCCUGGAUCAUGUGGAACAGAGGGCGGCUUCAGAGUAA
Messenger RNA from Penicillium salamii, 660 nucleotides. NCBI's taxonomy places the organism in Eukaryota, Fungi, Ascomycota, Eurotiomycetes, Eurotiales, Aspergillaceae. The record is from the annotation of a GenBank genome assembly.